Messenger RNA from Aspergillus oryzae RIB40, 1008 nucleotides. Its product is annotated as alpha-ketoglutarate-dependent dioxygenase AlkB family protein. Bases 1 to 1008 code for a protein of 335 amino acids. Gene Ontology annotation, biological process: DNA repair. The record is from RefSeq and is a predicted model, not a curated record. The transcript has a single exon. Lineage: Eukaryota; Fungi; Ascomycota; Eurotiomycetes; Eurotiales; Aspergillaceae.
AUGUCCAAACGAAUUCAAUCCUUCUUCCAACCCAUUCCUAAGAAACCCAAAGUGGGAACCUCCUCACCUGACCCAUCCCAGCCCUCAGACCCUCUCUAUAUACAACAACAACAUGAACAAAACCAAGAAGAACAACAACCACCACCAACAAACCACCAAACCUACCCAUUCCCAAUCCCCAAUCUCCCCCCAGACCUAUCCAAAUCCCUGACCACCAUCUCCACCACCCUCAAAGCCCCAAAACCCAUAACCAACCAUCCCCACCUGGACCUCCUCUACUUCCAACCUCUCCUCCCACCCCAAACAGCCAAUGCCCUCUUCCACUUCCUCCGCAACUCUCUCCCCUUCUACAAAGUCCAGUAUACAAUCCACCGCGGAAAAACACCCACAAAGAUAACCACUCCGCGCUUCACAACCGUCUUCGGCGUAGACGCCACCUCAAUCUUCACAACAGACCAAGAAAAAACCCUCCACGACGCCAAAACCAACACUCCCAUCCCACCAAGAACAAAAUACAAACAUACACCCCGACCAAUCCCCCCCUGCCUCACGCACCUCCUCCAAACAAUCCAAACCACCACAAACACCCCUCCAGACUACUACAACUUCAUCCUAAUAAACUACUACGCCACAAACACAGACAGCAUAAGCUACCACUCCGACGACGAACGAUUCCUCGGUCCGAAUCCCAGCAUCGCAUCUUUGUCUCUGGGAGCCAAGAGGGACUUUCUCCUGAAACAUAAACCGGGGGUGGAGGCGGGGAAGCCGUUGAAGUUUCCGCUGGCGAGUGGGGAUAUGGUUGUUAUGAGGGGGGAGACGCAGGGGAAUUGGUUACAUAGUAUUCCGAAGAGAGCGGGGGAGGGUGGGGGGAGGAUUAAUGUUACGUUUAGGAGGGCUUUGGUUCCUGGGGGGACGGAGAAUUAUUAUCGGUAUAAUGUUGGGGAUGGGGGAGUUUGGAGGUGGGAUGAGAGGGAGGGGAGGAUGGUUAGUGUUGAUGGAGAGAAGUAG